Molecule: messenger RNA, 4065 nt
Organism: Closterium sp. Naga37s-1
Lineage: Eukaryota; Viridiplantae; Streptophyta; Zygnematophyceae; Desmidiales; Closteriaceae
Source: the annotation of a GenBank genome assembly
AUGCAUGAUUGUCAUACUCGGCGUGCGCCAGUGAGCCCCUCAGCGCCAUCCGAAGCAUCCCUCAUCGCGAACACGACUUCUGCAGCCAUGAGCGGCGCGAGCACCAACUUUGGCGGGCUGUCGGAGGAGGCGGCGCGCGUGGCGGGGAUAAAGGGGAAGAAGAGCACGUUCAAGGAGAAGACGUGGGUGAACCCGUCGCGCACGCUCUACAUCACCAACGUGCCGCCCGGCGCCUCCACGGAGCAGCUCGAAGGGCUCUUUCGCCAUCUGGAGGGCUUUAUUGCUUUUCGUCGGGUGCGCAGCAUGUGCUUCGUUGACUUUGACGAGAAGCAGCAUGCGACAGCAGCCAUGUGGAAGACGAACGGGCACAAGUUUAAGCCGCACCACGACGGGCUUCUCGUCAGCUAUGACAAGGACGACGGGGAGGAGAAGGGGGGGUGGAGCAUGAGGCAGCGAGUGGAGGAGCGGCAGCGCAAGGCAGAGGCGGACCUCUCCCGCGUGCUCUACCGCUGCGCCGCCUGCAACCACUUCUGCUUCAAACUUGCGCGCCCGCUGUCAGCCCUGCCAGAGAGGCGCACGGACGGCAGCAGGGUGGUGGAGGCGGCAACGGACCUGGUCACCAUGAUGGCCGUCAAGGGCGGCCAGAAGCUGCUCAAGAGGGAGAAGGGAGUGGAGCGCCAGUUCCGAUACAACUGUGAGCUCUGUGACGCCUGCAUGGCGUACCGCCCCGUGCCCUACGAGCAGGACUCCAAAUACAUCUACCUCUUCCCCGAGGCCUUGACGGAGUCCAAGCCAGGCCAGCCCAACCACUCCUCCCCGGCAGCAGCGGUGGCGGCAGCGGUGGCAGCGGGCGUGGCGGUGUCCCCUGCAGUGGCUCAGCUGCGGCCCGUGACUGUGGCUGCUGAUGGGCUCCCGUCCAUCCUCGGCCUCCCCGGCAUGCCCCUCCCUGCCAUUGCUGAGGACGCUGCUGCCGCUGCUGCUGUACCUGGUGGCGCUGAUGCUGCUGGUGGUGCUGCUGCUAGUGGAGACGGGCAGGGGGGUGGAGAGGGGGAGGUGGUGAAGGGAGGGAAGGAGGGUGAAGAAGGGAAGGCAGGGGAGGAGAAGGCUGAUGGGAAUGAUGGCAAGGGUCGAAGCAGGCAAGAGGACAGCAGGCCACAGUUCGUCACAGGUCGUCGCGUGGCGAGGGGCCGCGAAGGUUUCGCAGCGUCGCCGUUACUGUCGCCGCCGUCACCUGUCCAAUCGCAGUCGCCUCAUCGCGCGGCGACGCGGGACUCCGAGGUUCGCAGGCGGGGCGCGGCGGAUCGGGGAUUGGCGGAGCCGGCGGCGGUAGUGCGCGGGCGGGAGGGCUAUCGGGGGAGCGCAGGGGGUAUCGGCGUCGGGGGAGCGCUUCAGUUGCGCAGCCGCGCGGGCAGCAGGAUGGGCGCGGGGGGAAGUAGCGCGGGCACGGAUCAGCCCAGCAGCAGGGGAAGCGGGGGAGGCGGCGGGAGGGGCGCGGCGCGGCGGGUGGCGAUAGUGGCGGUGGUGGCGGUGCUGGCGCUGACGCCGCUGCUGGCAUUCACGAGCGUGAUGCCGCCAUGGCUGCACGCGCACGGUGGCGCGCAGACAGAGGGGGAGGUGAGGGGAAAAGGCAAGGUGACUGGAGAGGGCGAGCAGGCAUCGCUGGUGACCCAUGCUGCCCUGCCCCACACGGAUCUUCACACGGAGGUGAGGUGCGGUGAGACCCCCACACCAGGGCUGUCAACAGUAACAGCAGCAGAAGCAGCAGCGCCUGCUGCAGAUUUUGAGCUGCCCUGGCCGGAGGACUCCAUGGCGCUGUGCCUUGUCGGGCAGCUGCGAACGUUUGAGCUGACCGGGCCAUCCAUAGCGGCGAAUCUGGUGGGGGUUGAGGGGUACGGGCAGGCAGACGUGUUUGUGGUGACGCCCCUCGAUGAGAACUCCGCCAAGCUCCUCGCCCUCAGGGGGAUGGGGUGGGCGGAGGGGGCGCAGGGAGCCGGGGGAGCCAGGGAAGAAAACGUCAUGCAGCAAGGGGAGGCGGGGAGAGGGGGAGGAGGAGGAUUGGGAGGGCCAAGGCUGGUGUCAGUGCGAGUGUUUCCGGAUUUCAACGUGAACGAGGCGCUGUACCCCACACACGCGCUCAAGGGGCUGGAGAACGGGCCGCAGGGGCUGCUGCAGCAGUUCAGCAUGGAAGCCAUGUGCGCUGCUGAUAUUGCUGAGAGAGAACGCCGCUACAGCCGCCGCUACAAGUGGCUCAUGAAGGCCCGCCCGGACUCUUUCUGGGCAGCGCCGCCCGCGCCGCUGGGCGCCUUGGAGUACUGGAGCUUGACGGCGCCGCCCGGGUUGGAUUUUGGUGGGGUGAAUGACAGGCUGGCGGUGGUGCCGCGGGCGGCGGGCCGGGCGGCGUUUGCGCGACUGCACAUGCUGGGGGCUGUGAGCGAAGGCGUCGGCGAAGCUGGCAAGCGAGUGAACGCGGAGACGGUGUACGCGCGCAUGCUGCAGCGCCUGAAUGUGACAGUCACGCGCGCGCACUUCCCCUUGUGCCUCGUGUCACACCACCAGUUCUUCCGCAUGCUCGCCCUCCCCAACCUCCGCAACCGCCGCGGCGGCGACUACUGCCGCCCCUGCCACCACGAGCCGCCGCCCAACCCGUUUUGCGAGCAGACGGGGCCGUGGGCGGCGGACUGGGCGGCGCAGUUCGACCAGCAUGUGCCGGAGCGGCUGGCGGCGGGGCGGCGGGCGGUGAUGGCUGCGGUGGAGGGCGGCAGAGAGGGGUGUGAGGCGCAGGUGGCUCAGCUGUCUCUCGAGGUUCGGCGCCGAACCAACCCGUCAGCCUCGUUGACAGCCCCACCGGCUCGCCGUGCUCUCCUCACUGCUCAACAACAACAGCAGCAAGCAUCAGCCUCUAACCCCGCAGGCCAAACCUCCCUGUGGCAACACCUGCUGGGGCGGCUAGGAGGGAGGCCAGUUGCGAGUGGGCUAGAGCAAGGCGGGAAGGAAGAGGAGACAGCAAGUGCGGCAGCAGCAGAGGAAGAGGUAGCAGAGGCGGCGUGGCGGGAGGCAGUGAGGAGGGAGGGGUGGAGGGCGCCGGUACCAGCAGUGCUGUGUGUGCGGCAUGGGCUGGGCAAGGCAACGGUGUUUGGGGCGUCUGGCACAGGGCGGGGUGGCAGCUGGUCCGCGUUCCUGCAGCACCUCUUCGCCCUCACCCACAGCAUCGCCGUGUCACUGCCUGCCACCCCACCCUCUGCCGACCUCCUCUGGGACGCCCACCUGCUCUCCGCCCUGCCCUCCAUGCGCCUCCUAAUGCUGCCAAAACCGCCCGCCCAACCCACUGCUGCUGCCGCCCAAACUGCCGACGCUGCCGCCCAGCAGCAGUCAGCAGCGGCAGGCAGGGAAGUGGGAGCACAGUACAAGGCGGUGUUUGAAGCGGCGGUGAGGCGGAUAAAGGCGGCAGAGGAGGUGGUGGGGAGGGGAGGUGCUGCUGUAGAUGCGGACCAUGUGCUUAGCGCUGCAGGGGCGUCCAAGCACGUGGACCUGAUUCGAGUGGGAGCGGGGCGCCUACCGGACCUGCAGGGGCUGCUAGCGCGGGGCAUGAGCACGUGCCAGCUGCUGGUGGACAUGGAGGGCGCGGGGGAGGGCGUGCUGGCGCAGCUCAGAGGCAGAUACUGGGAGGGGGGGUCGGGGGGCGGGGAAGGGGGUGUGGAGGGCGGUGGUGCUGAUGUAGGGAGGGCUGGCGUGGGUAGGAUGGGGGGGAGGCGACUGCAGCAAGUGGGGCAGGGGGCGCAGCAAGGGGAGGCACAAGGGGGCGAGCAUGGGGUAGAUCAAGGAGGGGUAGAUGCGAGCGGAGGAGUGGAGGAGCUGGAUGCGUUCUUGCUGCCGGAUGACCCGCUCUUAGCUAAGUGGCAGGGGGAGGCGGUGCUGAGGGAGGUGCAGCGGUGGCUGUCUGGAAGGUCAUUCCAUCUGGACCGGUGUGUGUCGGGGAAUGAGGAGAGGGUGGGGCGAUGCACCUUCUUCUCCCUCACGCACUGCCAGGCCCCCGUUACUACCCCUCAACAAACAAGUGGUAGAUAA